Callithrix jacchus (white-tufted-ear marmoset) is the source of this 2341-nucleotide messenger RNA. NCBI's taxonomy places the organism in Eukaryota, Metazoa, Chordata, Mammalia, Primates, Cebidae. The record is from RefSeq and is a predicted model, not a curated record.
AUGCUCAUACUGAGGAAGUACCUAUGCCAGCUCUGGGGCACAGGGGACGGAGGGCUUGGGGCUCAGGGAACUCCCCCUGCUGUAGGAAAGACUCAGUGGAGCCCUGAGGAUGAAGAGGAGGAGCUGGCACAGCACCCACAGCCCAGGGCAGCACUACAGGACUCACGACUCCGCAGGUCCAGCACACCUAGAGCGCAUACUUGGAGCCCCCAGGCUCGGGACACUACAAUGAAGGAAGAAGACAGCUCAUUUGUGAGAACUAAAAUAGAUACCACGGAGAACUUGCUCGACACAGAGGCACACAGCUGGAAGUGGGGAGAGCGCUUCCUAGGUCGUGGGGUUUCCAGGCCCCGGGUGCGGGCACCCCGCGCCCGGAGCCUGACGCAGCCCGCCCCGCCCGCAGACUCGCCGGCGCAGCGCUGGUCCAUGCAGGUGCCGGCCGAGGUGAGCGCGGCGGCAGGCGACGCGGCUGUGCUGCCCUGCACCUUCACGCACCCGCACCGCCACUACGACGGGCCGCUGACUGCCAUCUGGCGCGCGGGCGAGCCCUACGCCGGCCCGCAGGUGUUCCGCUGCGCGGUGGCGCGGGGCAGCGAGCUCUGCCAGACUGCGCUGAGCCUACACGGCCGCUUCCGCCUGCUGGGCAACCCACGCCGCAACGACCUCUCGCUGCGCGUCGAGCGCCUAGCCCUAACCGACGACCGCCGCUACUUCUGCCGCGUCGAGUUCGCCGGCGACGUCCACGACCGCUACGAGAGCCGCCACGGCGUCCGGCUGCACGUGACCGCUGCGCCGCGGAUCGUCAACAUCUCGGUGCUGCCCGGCCAGGCUCACGCCUUCCGCGCGCUCUGCACUGCCGAAGGGGAGCCGCCGCCCGCCCUCGCCUGGUCCGGCCCGGCCCUAGGCGACGGCUCUACCGCCGCCCCGAGCCUGGGUCAGGGUCACAGUCACCUGGUGACCGCCGAGCUGCCCGCGCUGACCCACGACGGCCGCUAUACAUGUACAGCCACCAACAGCCUGGGCCGCUCGGAGGCCAGCGUCUACCUGUUCCGCUUCCACGGCGCCAGCGGAGUCUGCAUGGUCACCCUCCUGCUCGGCGCCCUCGGCCUCAAGGCGCUACUGCUGCUUGGGGUCCUGGCCGCCGGCGCCGCCCGCCGCCGCCCAGAGCACCCUGACACCCCGGACAUCCCCCAAGGUAAGUGAGCUCCCCACCUCCACCCUACCCCACCCACCUAGUCCCCAUCAGCCAGGGUGUUCAGGCAGGAGGAGUAAGAAAUGGCAAAGAGCUGGGACCAGCGUCCUGCCUUGACCAGAGGCUGGUCCCUCCUUGCAGCCCACCAGGCCCUUCCCUGGAUGGACCAGGUUGCUGACCUGCUCCUCCCCCACAACCCCAGGCUGUAUUUCUUCCUGUAGUUUCCCCUCCACAUUCUGGAACAGGCAGAUUCACACAAAAGCCACAUUGGGGACACUCAUCCCUGCCUCUCCCCAGCACUCUGCUGAAGACUUUGCAAACAAAAGAGCCCUUAGGCGUUCUGAGGGCCUAGGUGAGGGGCCCGGGGUCCCCUAGGAAAUCACUUACUCUUGGGUCACACUCUCCUCUUCUGUGGCAUCUGCCCCUGUGAAGGCUGGUGUUGAAGGAGAAAGAACCCAAUUCAUAGACCCUGGACAGGCUGUGGCUGAUCCUGGCAGGGGUGAUAGGAGUGGGAGGAGGAGCCCAGGCACUCCCGUAACUGCACCCACCUGUGCCCUGAGGGCUGGAGGUGCCACACUGCUGGCGGCUCCUCUGGUGAGCUGCCUGCUGACCUCUCCGCAGCCCUAUAACCUGUCCUAUGUCCCUGUUUGCUGAUUUACUGCCACAUCAAUGCCCCGAAUCUGAAAGCCGACUGUUGUUCAGUCAUUUAACAAAUACUUAUUGAGUACCUACUGUGUACCACCCACUGGUACUAAAGACACAGCAAAAUCCCUGCUCUAACAGAACUCACAUCCUAUUGUGGAGAAUUUUAAUAAAUACAGAAACCGGUGGCCUGACGUUGUAAAGAGCGAGCUGUGAAGGAAAUAGACACAGCGAUGCGGCAGAUCCCCUGGGGAGGGGGCCCACUGCUGAGCUGAGGCUGCUUUAGAUCAAGUUUUCUUGGAGGACAUGACAUUGAGAGGACCUGAGGAUGAAGUCUGGGGCCUGGGCAGGAGUGGGGGGUGGAAUUCCAGAGAGCAGGCCCCAUUGGAGUGUGGAUGUAAAACAGGGAUUGGAGUCAGGAGGCCCAGGAGAGGAAAAGUUAAGUAGAAAGGCUCAGGCAAGGCCCAGGAAGAAGGCAGGCAUUUCUGGAGGGUGGGCAGGAGGAAG